Molecule: messenger RNA, 753 nt
Organism: Papaver somniferum (opium poppy)
Lineage: Eukaryota; Viridiplantae; Streptophyta; Magnoliopsida; Ranunculales; Papaveraceae
Exons: 2
Coding region: 1-753 (250 amino acids)
Source: RefSeq, a predicted model, not a curated record
AUGGAAGUGAUUAGUGAGUUGAAGAAGCCAUGGUUAAUUCUUUGGGAUUUCAAUGCAAUUACUUGUGUGGAAGAGAAAAUUAGUGGAAAAGCUCCAAAUAGAAGAUCUAUGUUAUAUUUCAAUACUUGUAUUGAUGUUUGUGGUUUAAUUCAAGCUCCUAAAACAGGUCAACAGUUCUCUUGGUCAAAUUAUCAAUAUGGUAGUAAAAGAAUCUUAUAUGGUUUGGAUAGAGCAAUGUUUAAUCAAUUAUGGUCGCAGCAUAAUGAAGAUUGGGGUUUCAAGGUGGGCUUAAGAAUUGCUUCAGAUUAUGCACCUAUUUUGGGAGAGGGAGAUCCAGCAUUUGUGUUUCAAUCAAAACUAAAAAGACUUAAAAACAUUCUUAAGUUAUGGAACUGGGAGGUUUUUGGGGAUGUAAAUCUGCAAAUUAAAGAAGCAGAAGUCAAAUUUCAAAGAGCAAUGGAAGAAUCUGAUAAUUAUCCUCUUGAUGAAGAGAAAUUGAAGAAGUUGGUGGAAGCACAGAAUGAUUUUAAUACAAAGGAGGUUCAAAAAAGUGCAAUGUUAAGGCAGAAAGCUAGAGUUAGAUGGAUUAAAAAAGGAGAUUCUAACACAAAUUUCUUUCAUACAUCUAUCAAGAUCAAGCAAGCUCAAAACUGUAUAAGUGAAGUAGAAGAUGAAGCUGGAAAUAUUACUUCAGACCAAAAAAAGAUAGCAGAUAUCUUAGUAAAGCACUUUGAGGAAAAAUUUAAAAUCUAA